GCUACGAUUCUCCUCCCUAUAAGGAUCUUGUGAAUUCCUCGUGAGAUGAGAACUUGGAUAGAAGGAAACCAAGAGACCUCAGAGAAUUCAAUCUUCUAUCAACUUCCAGCAUCUAUACUAGCAUCGUUAGCAUUAUUAAAUUGCUUCCUCAAGAUUCAACACUCACUUUAGCCACAACGUCACUACGCAUUCGCUUAACUACAAUGUGCGACGAAAAAUCUCCCUGCUCCAGCAACGGCGCCUCUUGUGGGUCUGAAAAUGAUUUCCUUCCAACGGAUAAGAAAAUCAUUUGCUGUGAUUGCAGCGAAAUCGACUACUUCGACCAUGCCGGGAAUCCAGACGAUGCCCUAUGCAGACAUUGUGGCCAUAUGAUGUGUUCAGAUUGCAAACCUGAAUAAAUGCAGCGCUCAUUGCCCCGAAGACUCGAGAGAUACAUUAUAUUGUGUAAGAUGAAGAGACCUAGAGAACAUAAGUUAGUUAGACAUCAUAGUGGGAUUGGGUUCAAAAACUUUCGUUCGUUCAUGUGGUUAUUAUAAGGGUUCUUUCAUUUCUUGUUGUUUUAUUUAUGCUUCUGUAUUCGGGAUGUAAAGGCGCCAACAUCUUCAACUCCUAUAUUUCUUGCUUGUCAGAUAUACCUAGGUAGAUAUCACGUUCUUUCUUUCAUAGACCUCGAGG
Molecule: messenger RNA, 675 nt
Organism: Annulohypoxylon maeteangense
Lineage: Eukaryota; Fungi; Ascomycota; Sordariomycetes; Xylariales; Hypoxylaceae
Exons: 2
Coding region: 204-398 (64 amino acids)
Source: RefSeq, a predicted model, not a curated record